UCGAAAUAAAUAAACAAUACAUAUUAUAACAUACUUAUAUACAAAAUGCGAUAUUUAUCACAAAUAUUCCAACCUGUAAUCACAAUACCAAGGGAUGUGAUUAUUAAAAAUACUGAAAUAACAUGCAAAAGUCAAAAACUUCUUUUAGAAUGUGGCCUAGUCCGACCGACCAGUGCUGGGUUUUUUACAAUACUACCCUUAGCUCGGAGAGUACUAAAUAAAUUGGAAACUUUGGUACAUCAUUGUAUGGAGGAGAUUGGAGCUCAAAGGAUGUCAUUACCAUCACUAACUGCUGCAAAACUUUGGGAAAAAACUGGCAGAUUACAAGAUAUUGGUGUUGAAUUAUUAAAGGUUGAAGAUAGACAUGGAAAAAAAUAUGUAUUGUCACCAACACAUGAAGAAGCUAUGGCAGAUCUUUUAGCUGAUAUCGGACCUUUAUCUUACAAGCAACUACCAUUACUUUUGUAUCAAAUUAGCAACAAAUUUCGAGAUGAACCUCGUCCGAAGCAUGGUCUGCUGCGUUCUAGAGAGUUCUCAAUGUUAGACGCGUACGGUGCACAUACAACACAUACGUGUGCGAGCGAAACGUACGAUAGAGUGACGAAUGCGUAUAGAAAACUGUUUGAUACAUUACAACUGCCAAUACACAGAGUGGCAGCUCCGAGUGGUGCCAUGGGUGGUACUCUCUCUCAUGAGUGGCAAUUGACCGCUGACACCGGAGAGGAUAUCCUGGAUAUGUGCCUCAAGUGUGACAGAGUGGUCCGAGCUGAGACUGUGAAUGGUGUCUGUGAUAAAUGUGCGAGUGAGAUGAAACGUGUUAAUAGUAUUGAGGUAGGGCAUACAUUUGUGCUGGGCGAGCGGUACAGUGCAGCGCUGGGCGCCCACUACACCGCUCGCGAGACCACGCCCACUCCUAUCUACAUGUCCUGCUAUGGCAUUGGUAUCACCAGAUUGCUAGCGGCCAGUGUGGAGGCGUUAGGUAAUGAUAAAGCGUUACGUUGGCCGGACGCCAUUGCUCCGUACAGACUUCUCAUAAUCGGACCUAAGGAGGGUUCGAAGGAAUGGUCAGUGGGUGGGUGGGAGGAGGUGGAGCGCCUGGGUCAGGAGUUGGAGCAGGUAGGGCUGGCGGGCGACGUGCUGCUGGAUGACAAGCACACACAUACCAUUGGCAGGCGGAUGAAGGCUGCUGACAGAAUGGGUUAUCCUAUAAUUGUUGUCUGCGGACGUUCAACAACAGAAAACCCACCUAAAUACGAACUGUACACGAGUAAAGCUGUUGGCUAUACAGCACCAGUUUUACUGACUCGUACCGAACUUAUAGCUGAAGUGGCCAGGAUUGCGAGAAAUGGCAACAUUGAUAUACAAGUAAAAGAUAUUGAUGUAAAACAAGUGGUCGGCAAUUAA
Molecule: messenger RNA, 1404 nt
Organism: Papilio machaon (common yellow swallowtail)
Lineage: Eukaryota; Metazoa; Arthropoda; Insecta; Lepidoptera; Papilionidae
Gene: ProRS-m
Product: probable proline--tRNA ligase, mitochondrial
Exons: 9
Coding region: 46-1404 (452 amino acids)
Biological process (GO): prolyl-tRNA aminoacylation
Cellular component (GO): cytoplasm; mitochondrion
Molecular function (GO): ATP binding; proline-tRNA ligase activity
Source: RefSeq, a predicted model, not a curated record